UUUUUUUUUUUUUUUUUUUUUUUUUUUUUUUUUUUUUUUCUCUUUCUUUUCAUUUAUAAAUUAUAUACAAAUCAUGGAUGAACACGAAUCUUCAAUUUUAAAUAAAAUUAUUCAAACAAAGACUCCAAAGACUCAGUUUAAACAUUUAUUACAAGUAGAUCAUAAUUUAACAGCGUAUGAUGACAAAGUAGUGAAUCCUGCUAAAAAAAGAACUUUGCAGGAAUUUUUAGAUGAUUAUAACUCUACAAAAACAUCAUCUAUUGUGAUUGAAUCUGAUGAGGAAGAUCCACCAGAAAUAGAAGAUGAAGAAAAGAUAAAAGCUUUAAAAGAGAUAGAAUUUACAAUAAAUAAAAAACAUUGUCAACUAUUAAAAACGCAUCAGCUUGAAGGUCUUCAAUUUAUGUGGAAUCGUAUUUAUAAAAAACGUCAUGGCUGUUUAUUAGCACAUACAAUGGGAUUAGGCAAGACAUUUCAGACGAUUGUGCUUUUAACAGCAUUAUAUGAGCAACUUCAACAAAGUCCAUCGUCUAAUUUUCCAACUGGAAAACGAGUAUUAAUACUGGCACCAUUAAUCACAUUGUCAAAUUGGGUAAACGAGUUUGAUAAAUGGUCUGUUAAUAUGGAAAACGUGAUUGGAGAAGUAUUUACUUUUUCAGGACUUGGAUUUCGAGAUACAGAUCGCUCACGAUUUUUAAAAUAUUGGUAUACACAUGGUGGUGUUAUGUUGAUGACAUAUGAACAAUUUCGGAUUUUAUUAACUGGGAAUAAAAGGAAUGAUAAGAUAAGAGAUGAAUACUAUACAAUGCUUAUCAAUCCAGGUGCAGAUGUGAUUGUACUAGACGAAGGACACCGUAUUAAAAACUCAAUGGCAUGUAUUACUAACUUGGUCAAACAAAUAAGAACACAGAUUAGAAUUUGUUUAACAGGAUACCCUCUGCAGAAUCAUUUAAGUGAAUAUUAUCACAUGCUAAGUUUUGUUGCUCCAGACAUACUUGGAAGUCCUGAAAGUUUUAAAGCUUAUUUUAAGACUCAAAUAGAAAGAUGUUAUGCAGAUUCAAGUAUAGCAGUCAAAAGACAAGCGGCUCUCAAAUCAAUUGUAUUUCGUUUACUGACCGAAAAUGUAACUCAUAGACGUGAUGGUACCAUCUUAACCAAAGAAUUACCACCAAAGACAGAAUAUGCAGUUUAUUUUACAAUGAGUCCAGUUCAAUAUGAAGGCUAUGUUAAUAUAUUACAACUUUCGAAUGGGGUUAGCCCUCUUACUGGCUUACUUAUUUUACGUGCAAUCUGUAAUCAUCCAAAAAUAUUCCAAUCAUUAUUAAAAAGAAGACAAGAAAAGCAACGAAAAAUAACGAUGAAUAAAGAAUAUGGUACAAGGAACGUGGAUAUUGCUGAUAAUGAAGUUGAAGACGAAAUUGUUAGUAUUCCAGAAAAUACGACUGAUGGCAUGAUUACAUUAGCUGCUUUGGAUACAGAAUUGAUUGAAGAUGAUGAAGUGAAUAUAUUUGAAAAAUGGCUUUCUAAUGGUGGCUUUGACUGGGCAAUUAGUUAUUUAGAAAAAUCAGCUAUUGAAUCAUGGAAAUGCUCAGGAAAAAUGUCGUUUAUUGUUGAUCUUGCAAAGGAUUGUCAAGUGAUGAAAGAAAAAUUAAUUAUUGUUUCUCAUAGUGUAGCAUGCUUGGAUUAUAUCCAGCAUUUAUUACCUGUGUUUGGUAUUAAAAUAUCCAGAAUUGAUGGAAGUACAGUAACCUCGGAACGUCAACUUAAUAUUGACCGAUUUUAUAACGAAGAUGAGAAUAUUGAUGCCAUGCUUCUUUCUGCAAAAGCAGCUGCUAUUGGUAUUAAUUUGACUGCUGCUAGUCGUAUUGUUUUAGUUGAUCAGGAUUGGAAUCCAUUGUAUGAUGAACAAAGUAUUGGUAGAAUUUUCCGACUUGGACAAAAGAAGUCUACUGUAGUUUACAGAUUAAUUUCUGCAACUACAAUAGAAGAACGCAUAUUUGCACAAAGUAUACAUAAGCGUAAUAUAACAAGUCGCAUAAUAGAUAAUAAAAAGACAAUCGAUGUUUCAAAGGAAGAAGUAAAGAAUUACUUUGCUUUGCCAUCAAGUAAUUUAAAACCAAUAAACGUGGAUACAGUUGAAGAGAGUAUUAAAAACGAUUUUAUUUCAUUCAGUUGUUUGAAGCAAAAUCGUGAUUGCAUCACUCAAUUUAUAUUGCAUGACCAAGACAAGUUAGAUAACACGAAUUAUGAAGACAUGCUAAAUAUGGAUGAAGUGGAUAUAGAACAAGCAAAACAUGAAGCAAAGAUACUAUUAAGAAAAUGGAAAAAAAGGCAGAGGUGUUAAAUAAGGGUGUCUAUAUAUAUAUAUAUACAAAUAUACAUAUUUAUUUAUUGUAUGGAUGAUUUAUCACCGAUUUAUUUAUGCAAAACAUCUAUUAUAAAUAACAACAAGCAUUAAAUGAAUGGAAACACGUGAAUAUGGAUGUUGUAAAGCUAACUCUAUUUCAUGUUCUUAUUUAAGGAGACCUAAUUAUGUAUAUACUACUGUUUUCAUAAAUUAUUGACAUUUUUUUUUGAUUCAACUAUCUCUAUCUCUCCUUAUUGGUCAAUAAGAAUAACACUUUCAGGAGUAAUUAAAACAAGUGGUUAAAAUGAAUUGAAUUUCAGAGUAAGAUCAGCACACACAUAUUCAUACAGAAUAGAAAGGAAAAGAAAAGAAAAAAUAUACGAAUAUGAUUAAAGGGAAGGGAGAAGAGAUGCUAUCUAGUAU
Molecule: messenger RNA, 2767 nt
Organism: Cokeromyces recurvatus
Lineage: Eukaryota; Fungi; Mucoromycota; Mucoromycetes; Mucorales; Mucoraceae
Product: P-loop containing nucleoside triphosphate hydrolase protein
Exons: 10
Coding region: 74-2341 (755 amino acids)
Cellular component (GO): nucleus
Molecular function (GO): ATP hydrolysis activity; ATP binding; ATP-dependent chromatin remodeler activity
Source: RefSeq, a predicted model, not a curated record